AUGGCACAGGCUGUGGUGGCAGUAUUUCUCGCUAUUAUUGCCAUUAUCGCCUUACUUGGGAACUUCCUUGUUGUAAUCCUGUUUAUAAAGAACCGUCACUGGCUAAAGAAAGCUCACACAUGUCUCUUACUCGCCUUGGCAAUUCAAGACAUUUUGACCGCCAUUGGUCUGCUGGUCCUUCCUGGAUUCGUCCAAUCCGCUGACGUUUACGACACACCUGCAGAUUCAACCUUGAGCCAGUUAUAUUGCAGUGUAGUGUGGUCCCGCUAUAUCCCGUUCGCGUUAGCAAUCGCCUCGGUCUACACAUGUCUCAUGCUCACCAUCGACCGCUGGUCGGCCGCUCUGAGACCGAUGUCUUAUAGACGUUUCAGUAACUCUAUAAAGGUCAUCGCAGCCAUGCUAAUUUUCCCUUGGAUCGCUGGAUUUGGACUCGAAAUCAGCGCGAUACUAAACGUACGCUCGAACGAGGUCAAUGGAACGUACGUUUGCAGUUGGAUUAUAACAGAAAGUGAACUGAAGAAGACUACCAUAGCAUUGGUAACCUUUUUUGGCAUGAUUUUGGUGCCGGCCAUACUCAUUAUCAUCGCCUAUGCAAUGAUUGUCAUAAAGCUUAGGCAAUCUUCAACAAAGAUCAGACCGGUCGUAGGCGACUUAAACCGUGCCCAAAACUCAGGCCGCGGGCAGCACACAAAGAAGAGCGAAUCUUUUACUCAUUUAAAGCGGCUCACUCGCGUAGCUUGUGCAGCUUCGGCUAUCGUGAUCGUAUGUUGGCUGCCGGAUCAAUUGUAUUAUUGUUUGUUUCAAUUGGAUCUGGUCGAGAUGGGCACCCCACUACACGACGCAUUGGUUAUCCUCGCAUUCACGAAUACGAUGCUCAAUCCUUUCUUGUAUAGUUUCUCGAACAAGCAGUACAGAGAGGAGUUUAAGGCGAUACUGUGUUGUAAGUUUCGCAGCCAAGUCGUGCAGACACAAGUGGAAGAAACUAUAGAUCAUCCCUUAGAUGAGAGAAGUAUAGAGAUUUGA
This is a messenger RNA of Paramuricea clavata, 1023 nucleotides long. Lineage: Eukaryota; Metazoa; Cnidaria; Anthozoa; Malacalcyonacea; Plexauridae. The record is from the annotation of a GenBank genome assembly.